AAACCGGAAGUCGUCAUGAGUGGGCGGAGCUGACGCCAUCAGCACCAGCAGCAUUUUCUUCCAGAAGUUUCUCAGCAUGGUUAUACAGCUCAGCGAUUAAUUUGACCCACAUUUCGAUGUCAUGUGCUCGCAUCGUUGUGGUGCUUAUAAGAGAAGACUAUCUACACGAGGCCAUCAUCAGAUUGUCGAAGAAAAGCUUUGUUGACAGGAGUCGUCCCGUGGUCUGCUGCAAUGGCCGGAGCAGCGCUGACAGCUGCGGCGGAGCGGGUCUGAGCUGUGAGGACAUGCUGCUGGAUGAGCUGCACAUACACCAUUUGUGCAACUCUUUAUCUUACGUUGGACUUUAUAUAUGAGGUGAUAUAACGUUAGCGACAUAACGUGCUUGUUGUGAUGGGUAAAGAUUACUACAAAGUGUUGGGCAUAGCCAAAGGCGCUACCGAAGAUGAGAUCAAAAAGGCGUACAGAAAACAGGCUUUACGCUUCCACCCGGACAAAAACAAGUCACCGGGAGCAGAGGACAAAUUUAAAGAGAUUGCUGAAGCUUACGACGUCCUGAGUGAUGCGAAGAAAAAGGAGAUCUAUGACCGAUAUGGAGAAGAAGGGCUCAAGGGUAAUGCUGGCACUGGAGGUGGUGCCCACAGUGGUCCAAGCUUCAAUUAUACCUUCCACGGGGAUCCUCAUGCAAUGUUUGCGGAGUUCUUCGGUGGUCACAGCCCAUUUGAUCAAUUCUUUGCGCAAAAUGGGGAGGAAGAUAUGGAUAUUCACGACCCCUUUUCGGCUUUCGGAAUGGGAGGCAUGGGUGGUUUUCAUAGAUCAUUCAAAGCUCAUCCUGGAAGUCAUCGCAGAGCACAGGAGAAAAAGAAGGACCCUCCAGUUGUGCACGAGCUGAAUGUAAGCCUAGAGGAGGUCUACUCGGGCUGCACCAAAAAAAUGAAAAUUUCAAGGAAAAGACUGAACUCUGAUGGCUGCACUAUGCGAAAUGAAGAUAAGAUUUUGACAGUAGACAUUAAACGGGGCUGGAAAGAAGGGACAAAAAUCACUUUUCCAAAAGAGGGAGAUGAAACCCCCACUAACAUUCCUGCAGAUAUUGUGUUUGUGGUCAAAGAUAGGCCCCAUCCAGUGUUCACAAGAGAUGGCUCUGAUAUUAUAUACCCUGCUAAAAUAUCCCUAAGAGAAGCCUUGUGUGGCUGUACAGUCAAUGCUCCAACACUUGAUGGCCGGACCAUCACAGUCACCUCCAGAGAUGUGGUCAAACCUGGCACCAAGAAGCGCAUUAUGGGAGAGGGUCUUCCACUCUCAAAGUCCCCAGACAAAAGGGGAGACAUGAUUUUGGAUUUUUCAGUGAAAUUUCCAGACAAACUGGGCCAAAGCACUCGUGAUGCACUCAGGCAGAUUCUUCCACCGUGACUUCAGUCCCAGACACUGAUGCACAGACACAUUUCCAUGUUUCUUUUGCCUGAACUUGAGGCUUGAGUGGGUAAAAGCUGUGCAUCCAUGCUGUUGAAAGGUCCCCAUUCUUGGGUUGGUUAAAAGACUUUAGAUGUUAGAUUAACCGCCAAUGUUUAACAGUAUUAACAUCUACCUCAAAAUGAUUCCUGAAAUAUCGUGCAAGUUAGCUAUAAGUAGGCUAUGGUUUGGGUGCAGAAAAACAAAGUCUGCAAAAAGCCUUGACUGAACUGAAGCAGAAUCAAGUUUCACCAAGUAACCAAGGAUUUGAUUUCACAGCAAUCUAGGAUUUUUCACAGCAAGAGCUGCCAGCACAUGUGCACAGUACCUCAGGUGAAGGGCUUCUAUCUAGCUCUGUCUUCAUCACAGGGCACAGCUGUGCAGUUUUCCAACCAGAUCAGUGGGACUUGGUCCAAACUAAUCUGACUCCAAUAUUCACCUGCACUACAGGUCUGUGACAGAUGCCAUCUGUUGGUUGGCUUUAGUUUUGCAGCUGAUAUUUUAAAAGUUUCUGUGGAACAACUCAAAAAUGGACACAAAAAAGUAUGACUUUUUAACAUGAACUGGACAAUUAUGCACCUUUCUGUACGUCUUAAAAUUCCACAAUUUUUUUUUUAUUUUUUUUUUUAAACCUAAUUAUUUUAGUGAUACUAUAAAUAGGAAAAAAAUUGUGCCAAAUUUCCACCACUCAUUGUGUAUCUUGUCUAAUAGUAUUGGAAGCAUGUAAUUGGUUUUUAGUAGAUAACCUAUAAAAUCUUAACUUAAACACUUAAUAUUAUUUUGAGGGUGUAAAAGCGUAUAUGGGAAUGUUAUAACUGGAAAAGUAUAACAUGUGAACAGUAUCCAGUCAUUUAAUGACUGUUUUUUCUUUGUUCAUUUGAACAUUACAAGCACACAACCUGUUUUGAUUGUUGCUCCUAUAGGAGUGCAAUUUACAACAUGCUGUGAAACUACAACAUAAAUGUAAUGUUUCACCUUUUUGUUUUUAAAAAGGUAUUUAAACUAUUUCCUGAUUAAAAGGAAAAAAGGUGUAAGCCUUAUUUCAUUUCACAUGCUUAUGUUUCAUUUCUGAACAUUUCUCAGGUCUAAAUUUGGAUUUGAAUUAGGUGGGGUACAAAUUUGUAGUAAUGUUUGUUUCUUAUGCUGUGUGUCUGUUUAUGUGUCCAUAUUAAACAUGCAACCACA
Periophthalmus magnuspinnatus is the source of this 2631-nucleotide messenger RNA. RefSeq names its product DnaJ heat shock protein family (Hsp40) member B1a (gene dnajb1a). Gene Ontology annotation, cellular component: cytosol. Bases 391 to 1407 code for a protein of 338 amino acids. The record is from RefSeq and is a predicted model, not a curated record. Gene Ontology annotation, molecular function: Hsp70 protein binding; transcription corepressor activity. The transcript is spliced from 3 exons. Lineage: Eukaryota; Metazoa; Chordata; Actinopteri; Gobiiformes; Gobiidae.